AUGUGGCUCAUCGAUACAGAGCACCACUCCCUUCGCAAGUUCGACAAGCCUCCGUCUCGAUACGCUAUCUUGUCCCACGUCUGGCAAUCAGAAGAGCAAGACUUCCAGUUUGUCGUCUCAAGAUCCCGGGGAGAUCGAAGUAUUGCCUCGAAAAUCACUGAAUGCUGUCGACAUGCGAGGAUUCGAGGUCUCGAGUGGGUCUGGAUCGAUACGUGCUGCAUUGACAAGACGAACAGCGUCGAGCUCUCCGAGGCCAUCAACUCCAUGUACAAGUGGUACGCCGGCGCUGAUAUUUGCUUCGCCUACCUCUUCGAUGUCCCGGCCAGAGCGAACCCAGCCGCGGCCGGCUCCAAAUUCAGGCUCAGCGUUUGGUUCACGCGCGGUUGGACGCUACAGGAGCUCAUAGCGCCCAAGAACCUCGUCUUCUUCUCCAGCAACUGGACCAUGCUCGGCACGAAAGAGUUCUUCGCCACCCUCCUCCAGGAGAUCACCCUCAUCGACAUCAAGGUCCUCCGGUUUCAUGCACCCCUCUCCUCCAUCUCUGUCGCGAAGCGCAUGUCCUGGGCGUCUUCCCGCGUCACCACACGUGUCGAGGAGGACGCUGCGUACUGCCUCAUGGGUAUCUUCGACAUCAACAUGCCGACCAUCUACGGCGAAGGACCACGCGCUUUCCGCCGACUGCAGGAGGAGAUCAUGAGAACAUCACCUGACCAGACGCUCUUCACCUGGGGCUCCUCAGCGUAUCAAGACCAUCUCACCUUCCACCCCGAACGACACCACGCGAAGUGA
Messenger RNA from Epithele typhae, 789 nucleotides. Its product is annotated as heterokaryon incompatibility protein-domain-containing protein. The record is from RefSeq and is a predicted model, not a curated record. NCBI's taxonomy places the organism in Eukaryota, Fungi, Basidiomycota, Agaricomycetes, Polyporales, Epitheliaceae. The transcript is spliced from 2 exons. The coding region runs from base 1 to 789 and encodes 262 amino acids.